This is a messenger RNA of Xenopus laevis (African clawed frog), 7786 nucleotides long. It is a transcript of the gene ralgapa2.S, whose product is annotated as Ral GTPase activating protein, alpha subunit 2 (catalytic) S homeolog. NCBI's taxonomy places the organism in Eukaryota, Metazoa, Chordata, Amphibia, Anura, Pipidae. Gene Ontology annotation, molecular function: GTPase activator activity. The record is from RefSeq and is a predicted model, not a curated record. The transcript has 40 exons. The coding region runs from base 480 to 6386 and encodes 1968 amino acids. Gene Ontology annotation, biological process: regulation of small GTPase mediated signal transduction. Gene Ontology annotation, cellular component: nucleus; cytoplasm.
ACAGCUUAUAUACGCGCAGCGUGACGUCACCGUCUCGCGAGAUGAGACUUGUGACGUCCAGAUUGGCAGUCCGACAGAAGUAAACGAGCUACACUUUGAAACAGCGAUCCGGGUCUGUGGGCUGUGUCAAGGAAAUCAGGACAACCCCAGGAAAAGCAGACAGUUGGGUUGUACGAGAGAUAUAUUUAUGUUUAAACAUAAGCGCGGAAGACCACUUGUUUUGCCUUGUGGAGGAUCUAUGGGAUACCUUGGAUACUGGGGCGAUUUUGAGCAGGGUCAUGCUGGGUAGCAGAUCUGGGUGUUACUACCCCUGAAGCCACCUGUCAGGCUUUAAUGUAGAGUGUUCUGUCUAGUCUGUAAGUGACUGGCUGUCUUUUAUACAUAACACUGCGAGAAAACGUCCAUUUCUCCGAUAUUGUCCUUGUCACGUUUAUCCGGAGAGCCUAGUCAGUUGCUUCUCACUCUCCACCCCAAGCGGGAUGUUUUCCCGAAGAGGCCAUGGAGACCUCAAGAAAUCUACACAGAAAGUUCUGGACCCAAAGAAGGACGUAGCCACCCGGCUGAAGCACCUGCGGGCUGUGUUAGAUAAUCAGGAGUCGAGUGAACUGAAGCAGUUUUUUGAAGCUUAUUAUUCUCACAUUUAUUUUAUCUUCUAUGAAAAUUUCAUUACACUGGAAAGUAGCUUAAAGCUAAAAGGGAAUAAAUCACAGAGGGAGGAGCUGGACUCCAUUCUCUUUCUUUUUGAAAAAAUUCUACAACUACUACCUGAACGGAUAUUUUAUCGCUGGCAGUAUCACAGCAUAGGAUCAGUUUUAAAAAAGCUUUUACACACUGGAAACUCUAUAAAGAUACGUUGUGAAGGAAUGCGACUCUUUCUCCUUUGGCUUCAAGCGCUGCAGACCAACUGUGGAGAGGAACAGGCACUAAUAUUUGCAUGCCUUGUGCCCGGCUUUCCUGCUGUAAUGUCGUCAUGUGGUCCCUGCACACUGGACAAACUUAUAAACCCUACUUACAAUUUACCAGAUGGUAAAAUUCUACCUGAGGAAAUAACACCACUAUUGCCUGCUGUGUCUGGUGAAAAAAAUCCUGAAGACCUGAGCUGCUUUUUCUUAGAAUUGCUGUUAAAAUAUAUGGUACUCCAGGCUGCAAGCUUAUCAUGGAGAAACAAAGAAAACCAGGACACAGGCUUCACGUUUCUUUUUAACAUGUUAAGAAAGUAUUAUCUGCACCACUUAUUUCCAUCCUUUACUAAAUUAACCAACCUUUACAAGCCUGUACUUGAUAUUCCUGAUGUCAGACCAAAGCCAGUAUAUGUCACUUUAACCCGGAAUAAUGAAAACCUUUAUAGCACAAAAAUUCCGCACAUAGCAGCUAGAGUUCUGUUUAUAAAGUGGCUUGUCACAUUCUUUCUGGAAAAGAAAUAUGUAAUAUCUUCUCAAAGCACCAAAAAUGGGGGAGGAGAUGUUUUACCUAAGAUCAUGCAGUCUGUAUCUGUGGCUAACGUCAACCAAGAAAAGAAUCCUGAACUGGAGAGCAACAGUGGCCCAGCUGAGCAAGAAAAGAACCACUCAAAUAGCAGUACCCUGUCGGAUAGAAGGGCCAGCAACUCCAGCCUGUGUAGUAUUGAGGAGGAUCAGAAAAGCGUAUACGAAAUGGUGCAGAGAAUCCUGCUCUCUACGCGAGGCUAUGUCAAUUUUAUCAAUGAGGUGUUUAGGCAGGCAUUUCUCUUGCCCGCCUGUGAUGUAUCUGCCACCAAGAAGGUUGUAAAAGUAUACAGAAAAUGGAUCCUGCAAGACAAGCCCAUAUUUAUGGAGCAGCCUACAAAGACCUCUAGCGACCACGAGAAUUUUCCAGUUCUGGAAUCCGCUGUUAUAGAGACGGAUAGUAAACAGGUCUCUGAACAAAGUGGGCACAAACGCUCUUCUAGCUGGGGAAGGACAUACUCUUUCACCAGUGCUGUGAGCAGAGGUUGCGUGUGUGAAGAUGAGAACAUGGAUGUACAAGCUGGGGAUCAAGCUUCAUUGCAGGUGUUCCUAACCAAUUCGGCAAAUGUGUUUCUGCUGGAACCUUGUCCAGAGGUCCCCAUGCUCUUGGAGGAACAAGUUGAAGCCUGCAAAUCUGUUCUAAGUAUUUACAGGCGCAUGAUCAUGGAUCUUGCUAUGGACAAGAAAACAUGGGAGCAAAUGCUGCAGAUAUUGCUGAGGAUAACAGAAGCUGUUGUUCAGAAACCAAAAGAUAAUCUGAAAAAGGACCUCUUUUCUCAGGACCUGGCCGGUGUUCUAUUCCGGACUCUCAUUGUAGCGUGGAUUCGAGCCAAUCUGUGUGUUUAUAUAUCUCGAGAUUUGUGGGAUGAACUGCUGAGCGUCCUGUCCUCACUUACUGACUGGGAAGAACUGAUAAAUGAGUGGUCAAAGAUCAUGGAUUCUCUCACUGCAGUGCUGGCCAGGACGGUGUAUGGUUUAGAUAUGAACAGCUUACCUCUAGACAAGCUCAGUGAGCAAAAGGAGAAAAAACAAAGAGGCAAAGGUGGCUUCCUGGAUGCUCCGAAAGGAGCUGCUGUUGGCAGGUCAUUUUCGCUUAGUUGGAGGAGCAAUCCUGAUUCUCAUGAACCUAUGAGAUUUCGGAGUGCCACCACCUCAGGAGCACCUGGGGUGGAGAAAGCAAGGAACAUUGUGCGGCAGAAAGCAACAGCUAAGCGAAGCCAAUCUAUCAGCAACUGUGUGCAUCUCUAUGAGGCAUUGCCAGCAGCUAAAAGUGUCCCUCACCUUCUUCACACUGUGAGCUCUCUUUUACCUGGUAUUUCUUCUUCUUGCUCUCAAAGGCUUUCAGAAGUUGAUGAGAUACAGCCUCAGGAAGGAGCUCCAGGAUCUGAAUCUUGUUUUGAAAAUUGGGAACAAGAAGCACAGGAAUUAGCACGUAGUAGCAGUACACCUGACUUAGCAGAACCAUAUCCUGACCUUACUCCAGGUCAGAAAAUUGACUGCCCUAUAAGUGAAAGUUCUACUGACUCUACAUUUGUCCAAGAAUCUACUGGAAGGGGAAAGAGCGAUAAUGAGGCUCCUACGAUAUUUGUAGAGAGAAGCAGUAGCCCUGUUGAACUGGAGUGGACUACUACUGAUUCUCAGUCUUCAAAUGGAAGAACUGCUUAUCAUGAGAAAGGGGAGAGUGUAAGCAGCGAUAUUGCUAAUGGGUAUAUUAAGGAUGGUGAGAUUUGUCUGAUGCCUUGGCAGAGUAGUGAGGAAGAUCAUGAAGUAAAUACACCAAUUGACAUGGGUAUUGAUCAUGAUGCGAGACAGUGGCUUCAGCUCAGUCCAGCGGAGCCAACUCCGCUCACAGAUAGCAUUGAGUGUCUUGCUGGGGACUGCAGCAUAAUUGCUGGUGGGAACUUAACUGGAUGGCAUCCGGAUUCUGCAGCUGUCUUAUGGAGAAGAAUUUUGGGAAUUCUCGGUGAUGUGAAUAACAUCCAGUCUGCAAAAAUCCAUGCCAGAGUUUUUGUCCAUCUCUAUGACCUGUGGUAUAAACUGGCAAAGAUUAGAGACAAUCUGUCAAUCAGUUUGGACAAUCAGUCUUCUCCUGCACCACCUGUAUUGAUUCCACCACUGCGAAUGUUUGCAUCAUGGUUAUUUAAGGCUACAACCUUGCCAAAUGAGUACAAGGAAGGAAAGCUGCAAGCUUACAAACUGAUUUGCAGUAUGAUGACCCGCCGACAAGAUGUGCUCCCAAAUUCAGAUUAUUUGGUUCAUUUUCAUCUCAUCAUGCACGCUGGGUUAAAUAGUGAUGAUCAGGAUAUAUUGAAUACAGUCAUAAGGCAUUGUCCAUCUCGUUUCUUCUUCCUCGGCCUACCUGGAUUCACCAUGCUCAUAGGGGACUUCAUCACGGCUGCUGCCCGGGUACUAAGUGCAGACAUGCUGGAUGCUCCACGACUGGAAGCUCAGACUAUCCUGGGGUCACUUGUUUGCUUUCCAAAUGUGUAUAAAGAUCUCCCAUUACUUGGGUCUUCAACGGGUGAAACGGAUACCAGCACAGAACAUAAAGAUAUUAAGAGCUAUUUAAUUGAUAAACUCUUGAAGAAUGCCAAAGACGAGCCUGCAGAAGUAGCUAGGUGUAUUGCAAUCUGCUCUCUUGGCCUGUGGAUUUGUGAGGAACUUGUACAGAACACCAAUCAUCCUCAGAUUAAGGAUGCUAUUAAUGUCAUAGGAGUAACAUUAAAGUUUCCCAACAAAACAGUGGCUCAGAUGGCAUGCGAUGUCCUUCAGCUGUUGGUUUCAUACUGGCGUGAACUCCAGAAUACGGAUUUACCUUUGUCCAGGAAAAUUACCGAAAUUCUUGUAGCUACGAUUUCAUUCCUUUUACCAAGUGCUGAAAAUUCCUCUGUGGAGAUGGAUAAAAAGCUCAUUGUGUCACUCCUGCUAUGCCUUUUGGAUUGGUGCAUGGCUCUGCCUCUUGACAUCUUGUUAGAACCAAUAUCUACCUUUGCAAUUGAUGAAUUUCAUUCACCCAAAGCAUCUCUCCUUGACUACAUAUACAGGGUCCUGCACUGCUGCGUUUGUGGAUCCAAUACAUAUACUCAGCAAAGUCAGUACAUUUUAAGUCUGGCAGACCUCUCCUCCAUGGACUAUGAUCCUUUUCUGCCUCUGGGGAAUGUGAAAAACUCAGAGCCACAACAGUUCUUUUCCACUUUUGAACUAGGUGAUCUCCUCACUGUUGUAGAAGAGAAGAAAAGAAGAAACUUGGAGCUUAUACCUUUAACUGCACGUAUGGUCAUGACCCACCUUGUCAAUCACUUGGGACAUUACCCGCUGAGUGGGGGCCCAGCAGUUUUACACAGCUUAAUCAAUGAGAAUCAAGAUAACCCAUAUGUUGAAGCAUCUGAGCUUUCUAAUGACGUUUUCAGAAGUCCUAACUUGCAGCUAUUUGUAUUCAACGAUAGUACACUUAUAUCUUAUUUGCAGAUCCCUGCAGAAAACACCAUUGGUCAGGACCCAUCAGGGGUUCCUGGUGAUGUCCGAAUUAUUGUCAGGGAUAUCUCAGGGAAGUAUUCUUGGGACGCUGGAAUAAUGUAUGGACCACUUGAAUGCAAUACUAUACUCAAAAUGGAGCAAAAAGUUCUAAAUGUUUCUCAGGAUCUUGUAGAGCCGUGUGUAUGUAAAACAGCGGUAGUUGAUGGUGAAGGAGAGGAUUUGUUGGAUACAUUCUUGGAACAGCUCGGAAAUAUAAGUCCAGAGUGCCUACUUCAGCCAGAAUCAAAGCUGAAUGAACCUGCCUCACCUCCUUAUGGAAUGAAUCGAGAGCAAGAGGAGGCGAUCAUCCAGGCAAUUAACAGACAGAGUGCACACGAGGCACAGCAUGUACAAAUGUGCAACUCUGACCCCGGUGUGAAAGUUGCUUAUCAGGAACAGCCACGCACAACGCAACCUCAAGCCCCAUUUUAUUUCUGUAGGCUUUUACUAAACGAUUUGGGAAUGAAUUCCUGGGAGAGAAGGAAGAAUUUUCACCUGCUAAAGAAAAAUGCCAAGCUCUUGAGGGAACUAAAGAAUCUGGACUCAAGACGGUGCCGUGAAACACACAAGAUUGCAGUGUUUUAUAUUGCUGAAGGACAAGAGGAUAAGCGUUCCAUUCUCUCAAACAGUGCUGGAAGCAAGGCCUAUGAAGAUUUUUUAGGAGGACUUGGAUGGGAGGUUGACCUUUCUACUCAUUGUGGAUUCAUGGGUGGUUUACAGCGGAAUGGAAGUACUGGACAAACUGCUCCAUAUUAUGCUACCUCUACAGUAGAAGUGAUUUUUCAUGUGUCUACUCGAAUUGUGUCCGAUUCUGAUGACUCGCUGACCAAAAAGCUGCGUCAUUUGGGGAAUGAUGAAGUACAAAUUGUAUGGUCGGAACAUACCAGGAACUACAGGAAGGGUAUUAUACCCACUGACUUUGGAGAUGUUUUAAUUGUUAUCUACCCUAUGAAGAAUCAUUUGUUUUUCAUAGAGAUAAUGAAGAAACCACAGGUGCCGUUUUUUGGUCCACUUUUCGAUGGUGCAAUUGUAACAGAGAAGCUCCUGCCUACACUUGUUUGUGCUACCUGUAUCAAUGCCAGCAGAGCUGUCAAGUCCCGUUUACCUCUCUACCAGAGCUUUUAUGAAGAAAGGGCUCUGUACCUCGAAGCAAUAAUCCAUAAUUUCAGAGAAGUGAUGACGUUUGAGGAUUUUGCAGCUCAGGUGUUUUCUCCGUCACCCACAUACUCUCCAGGAGGAUUGGGACUCCUGGCAAGUACAAGCGCAGACCUGGCCGGAGCCGAGACAGUGGAACCCUCCUCUCCAACACUAAGCCGCGCCUCCAAGAGCAAAGUGUCGGGGAAGCUCCGCCGCUCUGCCAGCGCUAUCAGCAAAUCUUCCAAUUGAAGCACUUUUUAUAUGGAACUUUAUUCAAGAGAUGUUUUUAAAUGAAAAUAAGUGCAUUAAAAAAAAAUAGACAUUUUAAUAUGGUUGAGGUGUGCAAUGUCGUAGUUGAUGUCUAGCGGGGGCAGGACCCCCUUGGGUGGGUUAGAGUAGAAGCCACCCACUAGACACUAAGAUAUAAUACAAUUACUGGCAUAGUAUUGACUGUUGGAAGGAAUUGGCUGCUGAAGCGCAAAGAAGCGGCAGCACUGAUGUAGAGGGGCCAGACAAGGAUCACGUCAUGCACAAAAAUUAUCUACGAAAUGUCUUAAGCGAACUCUGGCUCCACUUUUUGUUGCCUCGCAUUUUCAUGGCUGCACUGUUAUCUGAUUUACAAUAUCAACACUGAAUCAUGGAUGAGAUGCUCUUUGGUCUUUCUAAAAUCCAAAUGUGUCUUUGGUUCCCUCUAGGCCCAAAAUAUGAAGGUGGUUUGAGGAGCAUUUUGUCAUCAAUAAACCACCAAAUAUUGUACAUGUGAAUCCAUUGGCUCCCCGACCAGGCCACACCAGGUACCUCUGAGCUCAUCCAAGACUACUGCAUUCCUAAUACUCUUGGUGCUCUCUAGCCGUUGGUUUGCAUGCUUCAAGCACACAUUUGUGCAUUUUAUUGUUUUAUUUCAGAUCCUUAAUGGUCAAUCAGAGUAUUUGGGUGAGGGCUGUUGUGUUUUAAUGUUCAUGUCAAUUGCCUUUUUUUAUGUUGUCGUCAAGACCAAUUGUUGUAUCGUUUUUUUACUGUGAUUUUGUUUGGGGAUUCUUUAUGCACUUGUGAUUCUUUAUUUAAGAGUAAAUCGUAUUCAGGUCUAAGAGAAUAUGUUCUUUGUAAAGAGUCUGUUCUCGUGAAGCAGAGCAACCUUAAGUUCUAAUUUUGUCUAUUUUCUUCUUGGUGAACCUUGUAUAUGUGAAAUUCUAUGGAUCAGGAGCAGUUUAGGGAAGGGUGUUUCUGGGGCAAAAAAAAAAUUUUAUGUUGUUUUGCAGUUUUUAAAUCAAGGGAUCAGCAAUGUUUAACUUGGGCUUUUCUGAUUUUUUUUAGAUAUUUUUUUUUUCCCUCUCAAGAUUGCUUUGCCAAGGGACCAAUCUUAUGCAACUUCACCCUCCUCCCCUUCUAAGUAAGAUUGUCAGAUUAUUUCUUGCCGCCAGUCAGGAACUUGGUAUGGAUAGACAAUAUACUGCACCCCAAGCAAAUGCACCAGAUGUCUGUGCACAGCCUAACCUGCUGCUUCUAUAUCCAUGCCUGGAAGACACCAGGCAUGGUUUCUACCAUUAAAGUGGACCUGUCACCCAGACAUAAAAAUCUGUAUAAUAAAAGUUAAUUUCAAAUUAAACAUGAAAUCCAAAUUCUUUUUUUUAAUAAACAAUUCAUAGCUG